This is a messenger RNA of Pelobates fuscus (common spadefoot toad), 2253 nucleotides long. Its product is annotated as MARVEL domain-containing protein 3-like. Gene Ontology annotation, cellular component: membrane. The record is from RefSeq and is a predicted model, not a curated record. NCBI's taxonomy places the organism in Eukaryota, Metazoa, Chordata, Amphibia, Anura, Pelobatidae. Bases 165 to 1157 code for a protein of 330 amino acids. The transcript has 4 exons.
AAGAAAUACUUGCUAGACCAGUUGCACCUGUUACUUAUUACUUGUGGUUUCAGUGGAAUCAGUGCGAUAAGGAAGAGGCAUUAAGCUAUAUUUUCUCUGGACGUGUAAAAUUGCGCAGCAAGGUUCAGUAAGUUUGCCUUGAGUACGCAUGUGAAUGAAAAAUAAUGUCCAGAUCGGAAAGAAGUGUGCACACUGAGAAGGUCCCAUCAUCCCAGGGUACCUCGUAUGACAGGCCUAGGAGGGACCGUCAAGGCUACAGAGACAAGGAAAGCACCCGAGACCGACCUUACCGAGAAAGGGAACAAAAUAGAUCACAUGCUUCAAAUGGAAGGGAGUCUUUAAAUGAGCCGGCAUGGAACAAACCUUCUCGACCACCCACAUCUCACUCAUAUCACCAAAGUCCUCCUUCAGAAAGGGCAAAAAUAGAGAAACAUUCCUUCUCCGACAAGUGCUCAAGAUUCUGUUCCAGGAGAGGAGUAUUGCAGUUUGCAGAAAUCACAUCAGGAGUACUAGUCUUGAUCUGUGUUGUUUCAUCUUAUGCGGUACUGGUGGGCUAUACGUCUGGUGCUGGCUUUAACGUAUUCAGCAUCGAUUCUGCAUACAGCCCUUUCCAAGGCACAGAACUGCAGCAGGUACGAGACAUGGACAUGCAGUAUACCCAGUUGAGAGCCCCUGGAGUCUAUGGAGGGGUAGGGUUCAGCUUGUUAGUGUGUGCAUUGACUUUGGUGUUCUUGAUCAUGGGGUCCAAACCAUUAUAUAGUGUUUCCCUCCGAAUCCUCUUUGCAGAGAUGAUCUUUGACAUUUUAGCAUUUGUAGGUUAUAUUACUGCUGUUGGUCUUUACCUGCACUUUGUCAAGCAGGUAAACACCACUGAUAUCUGCAAGACAAGGGAGAGACUUUAUGCAGGCCGUGGCUACACCUGGAUGAACUGUGAAGUACAGGGAGGCGAUGCUGGAGUGGCGUUAUUUGGCUUGAUUGCUGCAUGCCUAUAUCUGCCAAGUGCCAUAUUGUGUUGGCUGCACAUCAGAACUGUUCGUGAAUUUAGGAAGCUUCACCCGCAUUGCAGAUACAAGUCACAACCGCAGAGUCAAAACGAGCCCAACAUUACAAAGGACAACUUGGAAAUGACACAAUUUCAUCCUAGUACUCUUGUAUAGAGGUUAAUAACAAUAACAUGGAACUCUUUCAUUCUGUAGUGAUUGAAGUGACACAUUCCAAUGUCACAGACUGGGAUUUACCUGUAUUAUUUCAUUUUAACAAUCUGACCUUAUGGCAAAUUGUGCCUUUCCCACAUUAACAAUGGCCAUUAUACACACUCUUACUAAUAUACUUUGCAGAUGUAAAAUAAUAGCAAAAGUCUUAUUUUUAUUUGUUUUUAAAUAUAAAAUGGAUAAUCAUUUAUGAUUCUCAUGAUUCAAUAUAGUGGUGUCAAACUAUGGCACCUAGAUCUCGUUGGACUUCGAGACCCAAAAUCCUCUGCAAGCCAUACAUAGCAGCUCAUCAUCUGGGAGAUCCACAGUUUGAACAAAUAACACUUCCCAAGCUAGUUUAUAGGCUACCUUUAUGUCAUGCUCAAAAUAAAUGUAUGUUAACAUAAUUAAAUAUAUUUCAUUAACUUGUAAAUAUAUUGGUGACUUUUUUUUUUUACACAGUGUAUAUCUAUACAAAACACUUACUUUCAUUUGUUCAACAAUUGCAAACUGAAUUCGCUGUCACGUAAAGCUACUCUCACUGUAGGGAACCUGUCCUAGAGUAUAGCUACUUAGUAGACACCUUGGUGUAGUCUGUUUAUUUUUCUACAUUGAUUUAAAUCCAAAACAAACAUUGACUUAAAGCAGAAAUGUCACGCUUUUAUAUAAUUAUUAUUAUUAUUCUUGCAUAACCAGAUAGAUCACUGAAUUUUUAUAUUUAACUUCCAUGGCAUAUCUUGUGGUCCUGGCAGAGCCAGAGCAUACUAUGGAAAUGUAUUUACCAACCUUGUGUUGUAUUAAUGGGCCAAUGCACAUACCCUGCACUAUGGAAGGAUUAUGCAAUCAGCAGAUACUACUCUUGUGCUUGCCUGGAGAAUCAACGAGUGAUGGCAUUGAUGAUAAAGUGCUCAGGAGGUAGAUGUGUUUUUUAUUUACCUCCAGUGCGCUACUACAAUUUAAUAGCGUUUACUGGGUUUUAGGGAGUAAGGAAAUGCUUGUGCAGAAUCAGGAAAAAACCUGAACACAUUAAGAAGGAAAUGAAAGAUUAUUUUAUUUAAACUCU